Messenger RNA from Schizosaccharomyces japonicus yFS275, 654 nucleotides. Its product is annotated as wybutosine biosynthesis protein Tyw3. The record is from RefSeq and is a predicted model, not a curated record. The transcript has 2 exons. Lineage: Eukaryota; Fungi; Ascomycota; Schizosaccharomycetes; Schizosaccharomycetales; Schizosaccharomycetaceae. Bases 1 to 654 code for a protein of 217 amino acids.
AUGGCUGCUGUCCAGUUUGAUGCUUCCGGUUCCGUAAAUGGAGAUCCAUUCGAUGAGGCCAAAGCAAAAAUACUGAAACAGCUGGAAUCUAAUGUUCCAGAUGCCUCUCCCAAAGGCCAUCCUGACAGCCCAAUCUUCCCAUUGCUGAAGGUUGUAAAUAGCCAUCCUGACUGGGUUACGACUAGUUCGUGCUCUGGACGAAUUUCCGUCUAUGUGCAAGGUGCGAAAACGAGAAAAGGUGGAGGUUACUGGCUCUUUGUUUCGCACGAGGCACAACAAGAGCUGCCGGAACAGCUGGAAAGUGCAAACGUACACUAUGACGAUGAAAAUUCGUUGGAAGAGGGGGAGCGUGAAGGUGCUCAACACGGAGUGUCGCGCGAUGUGCAGUUCGCCUUUGAACCAAUGAUUCUGCAUGUUCAAACGAGAACCAUGGAGUCGGCACAGAUGCUCCAUCGUGUCGCCGCCAGUUGUGGCUUCCGCGAGACGGGCAUUCAGGGCAGCGAUUCCAAACACAUUGUUGCCAUUCGUACAAGUCUUCGAAUCGAUGUUCCUCUGGGUCGGGCGUUCGCGCCGUCGGCGUCCAACGGCGAGCAAGCGGCGACUGGAGAAAACGUAUAUGCGUCGGUUGUUUCAGCUGACAACGGGCUAUUUUGA